Mesorhabditis spiculigera is the source of this 237-nucleotide messenger RNA. NCBI's taxonomy places the organism in Eukaryota, Metazoa, Nematoda, Chromadorea, Rhabditida, Rhabditidae. The record is from the annotation of a GenBank genome assembly.
AUGGACAUCUCGAAGAUGGAACGUUACUACGGACCCGUUUCGCACGCCAACUUGGGCCCGUUGACCGUCAGCCUUUGCGGAAUGGGACUCUUCUUCAUGGCCCUAUUCUUCGUCCACGAAGUCACAUCCACGAAAUACACACGCAAGAUCACCAGUGAGCUCUUCUUUGCGACGAUGGCCUCGAUCUUCCUCGGUUUUGGAACACUCUUCCUCCUCCUCUGGGUUGGCAUCUACGUA